ACUGUUGAAUGACCCUCAUGGAGCAACGCUUUAAUUUAAUUUUUAAGCACUGCAUUCUUUCCCUGAUAGUUUUUUUUCAAAUUAAUGCAAUCAAACGUAAUCCUUUAAAUAGAAAGACUGUGCCUGCAAUGUAUACCAUUGGCUGAAUACUGAAACCUAUUCUAUGAUAAACAAAUGUCAACAAAUGUCAACAGUGAGAGAAUGUCAAAGGCUAACAAAACUCUCUGGGAAAGAAGGGAUCUGGAUGGGGCACCAUUUGUAAAGUACAGAUAAUUUCCUCCAUUUUAUUCUAUUGCUGCGAGAGGUUCAAAACAACUCAAAGAAUGGACGUUGAGUGGGUGACGAAGUUUUUGCUCUUGCACUUAUUUCUACAUUCGUGCACUCUGUCAACCCAUCGCACUGCCUCCGACAGUUGCACAACCCACAUCAUCUUGCCAGGGCCUGAAGGUGAACAUGGUGAAAAGGGUGAUCUUGGUGAACCUGGAAAAACAGGAAAACAGGGACCUGCUGGAUCAAAAGGAUUGAUUGGCGAGCCUGGACAGAAAGGAGAAAUUGGACAAAGAGGUAAAAUUGGUCCAAUUGGCGCAAAGGGUGACAAAGGAUAUAGAGGGUUGCCAGGAUCUCCAGGAAUGAAAGGACAACCAGGACGCUUCUGUGAUUGUGGACGAUACCGCAAAGUAGUCGGACAAAUGGAUAUCAACAUAGCUCGUCUGAACAGCACAAUGCGCUUUGUAAAGAAUGUAAUUGCAGGCAUCAAAGAGACUGAAGAGAGAUUCUACCUGAUUGUAAAGGAAGGGAAGAAUUACAAUGCUGCACUUGUGCACUGCAAAGUCAGAGGAGGGUCACUAGCAAUGCCAAAGGACGAAGAAACAAACUCAUUGAUUGCUGCCUACGUGAAUAAGACUGGCUUAUCACGAGUGUUUAUUGGUGUGAAUGAUUUGGAAAAGGAAAGGCAGUUCAUGUACACUGACUCCACCCCCCUGCAGAAUUACAGCCAUUGGAGACCUGGAGAACCCAACAAUGCCUUUGGUGGUGAAGAUUGUGUAGAGCUGGUGAGUGAUGGAGGAUGGAAUGACGUGGAGUGCCAUCUCACCAUAUAUUUUGUCUGUGAAUUUUUAAAGAAAAAUUCAUGAUCUAAUCUACCUAUCACCGACUAUAAUUGUCAUUGCUGAUGUCAGAUGUUCUCUGCGUCUGUUCAUAUCUUGUAGUGGGUUCAUAGUUCAGAACAAUUAUUUAGCUCUACUGAUUGUAUAUCAACUCAUAAAACUGUGUACAAUAAUCUUCAAUUUAAAAGUCAAAUAUUGGUAGAAAACAUUGAUGAGAAAAGUACACUCUGAUCUAUAAUGUUGUUGUUUUGGGCAUUUUGUAAAAGUAUGCUUUGUAACGUAAUAAAGAAUAAUCCAGUAUUCAA
Molecule: messenger RNA, 1411 nt
Organism: Leucoraja erinaceus (little skate)
Lineage: Eukaryota; Metazoa; Chordata; Chondrichthyes; Rajiformes; Rajidae
Product: collectin-10-like
Exons: 7
Coding region: 324-1133 (269 amino acids)
Source: RefSeq, a predicted model, not a curated record